Molecule: messenger RNA, 2788 nt
Organism: Nannospalax galili (Upper Galilee mountains blind mole rat)
Lineage: Eukaryota; Metazoa; Chordata; Mammalia; Rodentia; Spalacidae
Gene: Josd1
Product: Josephin domain containing 1
Exons: 4
Coding region: 250-858 (202 amino acids)
Biological process (GO): protein deubiquitination
Molecular function (GO): cysteine-type deubiquitinase activity
Source: RefSeq, a predicted model, not a curated record
UUUUUAAAUUCUGCACUUUGAAACUGGUGGCUAAAUAAACUAAAAGUUUUUUUUUCUAUCGAGAAGACUGAAGAGGUGAAUUUUUUUUCCUCUUUUGAUUCCAACCUUUUCUCCCAGUGACAAAGCAUAAAUCAUGGACACCAGAGAAUAAGGUGAACCUCAGGAAUCUGAAGACAGAGAAGCCUCCGUCUUCCUCAGGACGGAAGAGUGGGGCGUUUUCAGCUCUGUCUGGAACCUAAAUCGAAAACCAUGAGUUGCAUGCCAUGGAAAGGAGACAAGGCGAAAUCUGAAUCCUUGGAGCUGCCCCAGGCAGCACCCCCACAAAUCUACCAUGAGAAACAGCGCAGGGAGCUCUGUGCCCUCCAUGCCCUUAACAACGUCUUCCAGGACAGCAACGCCUUCACCAGGGAAACGCUGCAGGAGAUUUUCCAGAGGUUGUCUCCAAACACUAUGGUGACACCACACAAGAAGAGCAUGCUGGGAAACGGGAACUAUGACGUGAACGUCAUUAUGGCAGCACUUCAAACCAAAGGCUAUGAAGCUGUCUGGUGGGAUAAGCGCAGGGAUGUGGGUGUUCUUGCACUCACUAACGUCAUGGGCUUCAUCAUGAACCUGCCCUCCAGCCUGUGCUGGGGUCCACUCAAGUUGCCUCUCAAAAGGCAGCACUGGAUCUGUGUUCGAGAGGUGGGAGGGGCCUACUACAAUCUUGACUCCAAACUCAAGAUGCCAGAGUGGAUUGGAGGCGAGAGCGAGCUCAGGAAAUUUCUGAAAUACCAUUUACGAGGAAAAAACUGUGAACUCCUACUGGUGGUACCAGAAGAGGUGGAAGCCCAUCAGAGUUGGAGGGCAGAUGUGUAACACAGUUCUACCCAACUUGCCCCUCACCUCAACCCUCCAGUCCUGUUUGAUGUGCUGCGGCCUCUACAGUGGGUCUGUCUAGCCACUUCCCCAGACAUCUCAUUGGGUUUCCCCUUCAGAUUUGCCAGUGCAAUAGGACAGAUGUGUGGCCGGUUAGAAGAACCACCCAGCAUUGUCUGUGCCUGGGGAAGGAGGGUAGGAGCUCUGAGCACUUAGGGUAAGCUGCUGGACAUCCACAUUCUGUUUCAGAGAGGGUGGCAAGGGGGUCCUUGCUUAUGCUUCCCUUCCUGUGAGGACUUGGCACAGGUUCUGCUGGUGUUCUCUCUGCUGCCCCAGGCGCACAGGGAGGCUGCCUCUUUUCUCUCCUGUGGCACAAGUGGGUCUGAGAACACAGUACAUGCAGAGCCCAGUGACUGGUUCAAAGGACCCAGAGUAUAAGUGUCUCAGGAAACCAUCUUCAAACCCCCAGCAGUGGCGUGCACAGGCCACCUGCAACCCAUAAUACCACCUCUUACCCUAUUUUUUAAGGGUGGUUUACAGUCAGCCUUGGAGUUUUAUACUGAAAAGUUCUCUGAAAUUCCAAAGUGGGUGGUAAAUCCCACAGCACUCUAGCAAGACAAAUGUGAGAAAGACACCUAAAGGGACGUGGCCAAAGCCACCAGGACAGGCUCAGAGUGGCUUUUCACUCCAGUUCUGUCCCUACCAUUUCACUACAUUGAUUUCGGAAGCAUUGGGGCAAAUGACAGUGACAAGGGACAGGUCUAGUUGGCCCAUCCUAGCAAAAUCAGAAACACAUCUACACUUGACAUUAAAUUCCAAUAAUUUGGGACAGAGUUGGGUGAGGAAACUGCUGGGAAGAUGAGCUUCACAAAAUUUUAGAGCAGGUAGGCAUCCUGGGCUCUAAGGUCAAGACAGAAGAGCCCUCAGGCUGGUAGGUUAUGUGCAUCUAACUAGAGGACCUGGGUUCAACAUGUUUCCUUGACAAACUGAGGGCUGGCCACCCCUACCUCGUCAAGCAGUUUGAGGCCAUUUUUCUCUAACUUUGGAAAAUCCAGAGAAGGAAGGGAAUUAAGCACCAUACCACCCACCAAGGUAGCCCUGGUUGUCUCAAGGCAGGUGGGCAGGCAUGUGACCCAGCUAGUCCUUGGGCUCUGUGGUCUCCACAGGUCUGAGAGCUGCCCCAUUAGCCAGGCUUCUCUCUGGCAACAGAGCUAGCCUAGGGCUUGCAUGCCAAUCCUGAGCAAGCUUAAUGGGGAAGCUGGGGCUCUCCCCACUGUGACUGGAGUGCAUGUUUACACCAGCACUUUUUCUGCACAUGUAUCUUCAAUCCACCAAGGCUGUUUUUUUUAACACCGAGUAGCAGAGGCCCUAAGUGGCUGCUGCAUUAAUGCUCAGCAGCUGGCCCCGGUCGUUUGCACCAUUUUCUACAGCAGAUCUGCUUGGCACCACAGGGAGCUCUGCCCCUGCACACGACAUUCCAACCACCACCAGCUGGAAGUUACAGCCAACCUUGUUGAUUGUCACAGCAGGACCUUGGGUCCAUUGGCACUGUCGGUGAUAGUAAGCCAUUUUCUUGGGUAGAGGAGGAAACUUACCUCCACAAAUCUGCUUGGGUCGGUGCAAAUGGCACUUCAGAGAGUCCCACGUACAGAGUCCAUGAGCCAAUGGAAUAUGCAAAGACACUUAAGCAUUUCAGGGCUGGUUCUGUUCAUGUCUAAUUCUGGUGCUUAGGAACAGGGACCCAUGCUGAUGCCCAAGGGCAAAAAACCCCAUUUCCUUUAAGGAAGGGGCAGCCUGACCCUGAUGCCCAACAAGGGCAACCCUAGGCUUUGCUUUUAUUCCCCUUUUCUGUUGGCCUUGUGCUGGGUUUGUUUACAAAAGAUGUAUUUUGUUUAACCAAAUAUUAAAAAUCAAAAACUCUGAAUACAAA